Messenger RNA from Syngnathus acus (greater pipefish), 1670 nucleotides. RefSeq names its product ATP23 metallopeptidase and ATP synthase assembly factor homolog (gene atp23). Bases 114 to 812 code for a protein of 232 amino acids. Gene Ontology annotation, molecular function: metalloendopeptidase activity. The transcript is spliced from 7 exons. Gene Ontology annotation, cellular component: extrinsic component of mitochondrial inner membrane. The record is from RefSeq and is a predicted model, not a curated record. NCBI's taxonomy places the organism in Eukaryota, Metazoa, Chordata, Actinopteri, Syngnathiformes, Syngnathidae. Gene Ontology annotation, biological process: mitochondrial protein processing; mitochondrial proton-transporting ATP synthase complex assembly.
ACCUGACGUUAUCACGUGACGUCACAACGCGACAAUGACCUCUCCUGCUAGCUAACGCUGGCUAGCCGGGAGAACUUCGCAAAUAUCGCAACGGAGCCGUCUAAACUUCAGCAAUGGGCCAAACGAAGCAGGAAGAAGGAUACGGAUACGAGUUAUUCCCGGAGAGGAACGCGGGGAACAAGAAGGUCUCCGUCGCACAGAGCCUAUUCACGUUCAACCACCAGUGUCAGGUCAUGUUACAGUUAGCCGUGGAAACCAGUCCAUAUGCCAAACUCCUCCUCAGUGCCAUGAAGAAUUCUGGAUGUACAGUGUAUAAAGACCGCCAUUUUGUCUGUGAAGAUUGUGACGGGACGGUCAGCGGCGGAUUUGACGCAGCCACGUCCCAAAUUGUCUUAUGUCAAAACAACAUCCACCAGCAGUCGCACAUGAACCGGGUGGUUACGCACGAGCUCAUCCACGCCUUUGACCAUUGUCGGGCCCAUGUGGACUGGUUUAACAACUUCAGACAUUUAGCGUGUUCUGAGAUUCGUGCGGCCAACCUGAGCGGCGAUUGCUCCUUCUCCACUGAGGUGGCCCGAUUCCACUUCGGCAUGAAGCAGCAUCACCAGGAGUGCGUCCGCGGCCGCGCCCUUCGCUCCAUCCUUGCCGUGAGGAAAAUCAACCGGCAGGAGGCGGAGAAAAUUGUGGACGAGGUCUUCGACACGUGUUUCAACGACCACGCGCCCUUCGGUCGGAUCCCGCACGGCAAGAAGGACGCCAACUUUGCCCGCAGGGAUUACGACAACAGGGAGCGGUAUUAUGCAAAUCUUUAGACGACACUCUCCGCAUCCUAAUCGCAAUGUCACCCAGCAACGGAGAAAUAGACUCCAAAUCGGGCUCUCAUUAAAAGUCACACGUACACACACGGCGAACAUGAUGAGGUUUAAUUUAAGGGAGCUUAGAGAGACGACGACAACAAGCUUGUAGGGAAAAUGAAAAGGAGAGACGGAGAAUUAGACUCCUUUUUGGAUUAGUUUACUAAACAAAUAGUGCAAAACAACAGAUUUACCGCCGCAAUUUUAGACUCAUCAAAUGCUCGCUGUCAAACAUAUUUUCAUCACUCGGGCAGUCCAAACUUUACAUGCAGUAUUUGUUUUGUUUGCAGUGUUGUUCUCCGCGCAUCACAUUCAAGCUGCAUUAUUUAUAAAUAUUGAAGUCGUUCUAUUAUUCAAAAUGUUUACCUGUCAUGAACUUUUCAAAAUUUAGAGUGUGCCUCUUAAGAUUCAAUUAUUUAUUCCUAAAAUCGACGUCAUGAUUUUUUUUUAAUUAAUUUAUCGCUACAUACAAUUUGUUAGUAUAUUAAUUAUAAGUAAUCAAAUAAAAUAACUCAAAAAAUGCAGACACAUUAAAAAUAUUUUAUUCAAUAAUUACUUAUUUACAUUAAAUGUCAGUAUAUUUUGUAUACAAUUUUUGUUCAUAAAUUGCGCCCACCCGAAACUACUAACUUGUAGUUCCUGCUCUGUCCUCUAGAGUUCACUGUUGGCUCACUUAUCUCGUAAUCUGAUUCUGUUCAAACUUGACAAGGAAACUGCUGUCCUUCUUCUUACUGGUACACAUAAUUGAAUCCGUCUCACCGAGUCUUGCUUGAGCAGAGAUGAGACGCUGUAAUAAAAAGUGCCACCGAGGAGACA